Molecule: messenger RNA, 1188 nt
Organism: Lactuca sativa (garden lettuce)
Lineage: Eukaryota; Viridiplantae; Streptophyta; Magnoliopsida; Asterales; Asteraceae
Source: RefSeq, a predicted model, not a curated record
AUGGGAUAUACAGAUGUGCUAACCACAGUCACAAAAUUUAAGAAGUCUUGUUUACCUUCUCAAUGGAAUGGUUUGUUAACUCUUCUCAUCAAGAGUUUGGCAGAAAGGAGUGGUGGAUCAGAUGGCUCUAGCAAGGGUUUUCUUACCCUUUUAUACAGUCUCUACAAUGGCAUCAACCUUGAUUAUGGGACAAUUAUUUGGUCUCAAGUGGUGCAGAGUCUCAAUACAUCUACGAGGCAUUCAGAGAUAUCAUGUGGGUGCUUCUGGAUGCUUAUUACAAGAAGGGCGAUUAACACUUUGGACAUUCCUGUGAUGAAGGAUGCCCUAGUCGCGUCCAUUGCUACGUUUCACACUAAGAAGAUCAUCAUCUCUGAUCCAACAAAGUUCCAUCACAAGGGCUCCAUUCCUAAAUCCAUGUAUCGCUGUGUCUCAGCUGAAAGUCAUGUCAUGGCGGAAUACAGAACACUUCCUCCUAAGGGACCGAGAGUCCUUACUCCAGAACAGCAGGCUGCCCUGGAAGCUGUAGACAAGCCUGGCAACCAAGGGAAAUGCACUACCACAAAGAAGGACUCCACAGAAGAGGAUAAGACUAAAGCUUCUAAGACUCAAAAACGAAAGUCUCAUAAAGGAUAUUCUUCCAAGCCCAAGAAGCUUAAGAAAAUGGCAAGAAGAUCCAAGAGUCCCACUCCUCCUGGCUCAGAAAAUGACAAGGAAUAUGAAGAAGAGGAGGGUCAUCAUGAAUCACCAAGAGGCAAUACACCUCCCAGAUCCCCAACUCCAACCGAACCCAUUCAUGAAAAAAUUCCUACCCCACCUCCAUCACCGAAACAAACAAUUACAGUUUCGGUGCCUAUCGAUCCUCCACCCACUACUUCACAACCAACGACUUCUUUAACACCAGCUCCACCAGUUACUACUAUUCUCAUUUCUACAUCUCCAUUACCACCUCUUAUAAUUUCACAAUCAACCACCACUACUGUUCCUGACCCAACAGUGGAAGUCAACGUAUCUGAUAUGGGGGCAACUACUACAACCGAAACUUCAGUCAUCACUAAACCUCUUUCACCUACCAACUCAACUGAUUCCGAUGCCACUCUCGGUGGAGAGAAUGAUGAGUAUGACUCUACAUACUUCAAUCCAUAUCAGCUUCCAUCUGAUGAAGACAAUGAUGCUCCUUUCAACAGCUAA